AUGGAGUGGUUUGGUGAGGGUGUUGGGUGGUGGGGUUGGGGAGGGAUGGGUGGGGGUGAUAAGAUGGGGGGUUUUGUUGGGGGGGGUGGGAUUGAGUUGGGUUUGUUGAAUGAGGUGUGUGGGGUGUUUGUGGUGGGGGGGUUGGGGGUAGGGGGUGGUGAGGGGGGUUUGGGGGGGGGUUUUGGGAGUGGGGGGGGGAGGUGGGGUUUGGGGGUGGGGGGUGGUAGGGGGUGGGUAGGGGGUGUGUUGUGGGGUGGUUUGGGGUUGGUUUGGGGGUGGGGGUUUGGGGGUUUGUUUGGGUUGGUUGUUUUGGUGUUUUGGGGGGGUGGGUAG
This is a messenger RNA of Knipowitschia caucasica, 333 nucleotides long. Lineage: Eukaryota; Metazoa; Chordata; Actinopteri; Gobiiformes; Gobiidae. The record is from the annotation of a GenBank genome assembly.